This is a messenger RNA of Protopolystoma xenopodis, 255 nucleotides long. The record is from the annotation of a GenBank genome assembly. Lineage: Eukaryota; Metazoa; Platyhelminthes; Monogenea; Polystomatidea; Polystomatidae.
UACACCAGCAUCCGAGAGACCCUUCCCAUCAAAGCACUUCGGCCACUUGCUGACGGCAGCUUGCCAGUGUUGAUAGACACUAAGGCGACCGGCAAAGAAGCGCGCAUCCACAGUCUGGUUCAUCCCAGGCCGGUCGUGCAGAACACUUGGUAUCGUGUCGAGGUAGGCGAGUUGGCGGAGGGAGGCUUCAUCAAAGUUGACAACGAGCUCUUCCGGCUGGCCGAACGACAAACCGAAGUUUCCUCAUCUGUCUAG